AUGGGUCAACUUGAGAGGAGGAAGAGCAGCCCUCAAUCAUCACCUAGAUCCCGAUCUCAGUCUCAAUCUCAAUCUCCCCCCACCGGGGACCAGCUCCUAAGAGUUGAAGAGGCGUACUGGUCACCAAAUUUGUCUCCAGGCGGUAAAGCAUGCCAUGAUGAUCACGAAGUGUGCCCCAGCAACUGCGCCUCCUCCCCCGACGGCAAAAAGUCGGUUCUCUCUAAGGUCCGGGACACGGCCAAGAAGUUGAGGCACAGCCUCAGCAGCCGCCGCAGGAAUGGCUUCGAUUUACACGACCCUGACCACAGCCAGAGCCCUGACCUCAGCCAUAACUACAGCCGCAGCCAGAGCCAUGCCCUCAACCAAAGCCUCAGCCAUAACUACAGCCGCGGCCUCAACCACAGCCUCAGCCAUAACUACAGCCAAGGCCAGAGCCAUGACCUCAACCGUAACAACAGCCACGUCCCUAACUACAACCACAGCCACGACCACGACCACAUCACCCCUUCUUGGGGGGCUACGAUGGAAGAUGACUGCGAUCAUGAAGAUGAUUAUGAUCCCGAGUAUCUUGGCGCUCCAAUGUACGAGUCAGAAGCAGCGCCCGAAUGUCUGAAGGAGACGGCAAGGCAACACCCAAGGGCGGAGCCUGUCAUCUCCAUGAGUCAUCGGGCGCCAAACAUGAACCAUGAAGCUGCAAUGCUAGGAACCGACCAACCCGCGAGCCCGAACCCCAUCGCAGACAAGACUCGUGCUGUAGUUGAAAAAUUGGCUACAGCCUGUGCACUGUCUGCUGGAUCCCACAAGAACAAGAACAACAACAACACCAGCACCACUCAAACCGUAGCCAACGAACUGGCUCCGGCCUACGCAGCUGUGUCGGACGCAACCCACCACACCUACACUGCAGUGUCUGACGCAACCCACAACAUCAACGCCAACACGAUCUCAAACACUACUCACGCUGUCGCGGACAAACUGGCUCCAGCCUACGCUGCAGUGUCGGACGCAACCCACACUGGUGCCAGCAUGAUCACAAACACCAGCCACGCUGUAGCUGACAAACUGGGACCGGCCUGCACGGCCGUGUCUGAUGCAACACAACAGAUUGCUAGCAAAAUAGCCAGCAUUGCUGUUGCAUCUGGAGCAAAACCGUAUCAGGAAGCGAAAGCGGAGUUAGUGAGAGAAGAUGCAGGAAACGUGAAGCAAUGCGCGAGCGGGAGUCCUCAAACAUACGACAAAGGAGUUUCCGUGAAGGAGUAUUUCUUGAGCAAGCUGGAGCCUGGAGACGAUGAAAGAGCACUCUCACAGGCUAUAACAGAGGCCAUUAGUCCCAGGAAGAGCACCGGGGAGACAGGCGUGGUGGAUUUGGUGAAAGAGGCCGUCUCUUCGUUUUUCAGACAGGAGGAGGCCUCCCACCUAACAGAAACAUCUGCAGGCUUGAUAACCGAUGCCCCUGUCUCCUCGGAGGUUGAAACAGUUGCUGCCCUCGACGCUUCAAACAGUCCAACAGAGAUUCAGCUGAAACGCACUGCUUCAAUCAAGGCAGGAAGACCCACAAGCCAGUCUUCUCCUAUGGCACUUGGCACUUCAGCCGGUAAAGCAAAUCCUCAACUGAACCGCAUUGCUACAAUCCACACAGAAAGGCCUUCAAUCAAUAAAGCGAGUCCUCAACUGAACCGCGCUGCUUCAGUCCAUGUUCAUUCCACCAAAGUUUUCACAAACAGUGCCAACAAUCCCAGCGUCCAGCAAUGCUCAUGAAGUUUAUGAGGAAGAAAACAAUGGAAGGAUUCUCCAGACUAACUGAAGAUUCAUACGCAGCAAAUGGCACGUUUUGCGUUUGGAGAGUGCAGAGCAGAAUCUAGCACAUCACUUUCCCUUUUGAAUAAUUUUUGUUAUAACACGUCUGUGUUUAGGCUGAGAUUUAG
Messenger RNA from Salvia splendens (bonfire salvia), 1925 nucleotides. RefSeq lists its product as uncharacterized. The transcript has 4 exons. Bases 1 to 1758 code for a protein of 585 amino acids. The record is from RefSeq and is a predicted model, not a curated record. Lineage: Eukaryota; Viridiplantae; Streptophyta; Magnoliopsida; Lamiales; Lamiaceae. Gene Ontology annotation, biological process: response to abscisic acid.